CUCGCACAAAUUUUAAGUUGGAAAAGUUUUUGGCCCGGCCAACUUUUUCCAUUUUCCAAACUUUGAAAUCGAAAUCCAGUUUUUGGAAUUUGAUCGGCGAUUUGAAAACUCCGAAACGUAAAAAUUUAGGGAGAAGAAAUGGCGGGAGCGAAUCAGGCGGCGUGUAUUUUCUGCCAGAUCGUGCGCAACCCCGCCUCCACUACAUAUCUCCUUCACACCGAUGAAAAGGUCAUCGCGUUUCAAGAUAUCAAGCCCGCCGCUCAGAGGCACUACUUGGUUAUACCAAAAGAACACAUUCCAACUGUGAGAGACCUCCAGAGAAGAGAUGAAGACUACUCACUUGUAAGUCACAUGCUAAGUGUGGGACAAGAACUGUUGCAGAAAGAUGCACCUCAAACCAUACAUAGAUUUGGGUUUCACCAGCCACCUUUUAACAGUGUUGAUCAUCUCCAUCUCCAUUGCUUUGCAUUACCUUUUACGCCCAGAUGGAAAGCCAUCAAGUACAAGUCUUUGGGACCUUUUGGUGGUUUUAUUGAAGCACACACACUUCUGGACAAGCUAAGGCCCCACGGUUCGCUUCAUUCAAAGGUGGGGGUACUGGUUGCAGUGCAUGAGAUUAUUAUCAUCAUCAGACUCCAGCUUAACCGGUGCAAAUGUGUUCUUGCGACAACAUCGUUAUCCAUAUAUCAGGAGGUAUUAAGCCCUGUUUCACGGGAACAGUGGAGAGUGAAACCUCAUAGCGCUCAAGUUUCUGACUAUUGCUCGUUCUCCCUUUUCGUGGGGAUCCUUAGGUGUCAAUAG
Thlaspi arvense is the source of this 801-nucleotide messenger RNA. Lineage: Eukaryota; Viridiplantae; Streptophyta; Magnoliopsida; Brassicales; Brassicaceae. The record is from the annotation of a GenBank genome assembly.